Messenger RNA from Myiozetetes cayanensis, 8257 nucleotides. RefSeq names its product FKBP prolyl isomerase 5 (gene FKBP5). The record is from RefSeq and is a predicted model, not a curated record. The coding region runs from base 6428 to 8011 and encodes 527 amino acids. Gene Ontology annotation, molecular function: protein binding; peptidyl-prolyl cis-trans isomerase activity. Lineage: Eukaryota; Metazoa; Chordata; Aves; Passeriformes; Tyrannidae. The transcript is spliced from 11 exons.
UGUGGGGAAGGAGAUGGUGUCCUCAGUUCUUGCUGUGGGAUGAGGAUGGGAUGGGGGUUAUCACUCCAUAUAACCCCCUCAGUGCAGGGAAUGUCUGAGAGAGUAAAUGCAGAGGUGCCCGAGCGUUGCUGGAGGCACUGGGGUGCACUGGGUGGGGAGGUGACGGGGCUGUCAUCAUCUGUGCCAGCGAGAUGGUGCUCGAUGGAGGGGAUUUUUCUUUUUCCCUGCUUCACCUCACUUCACGAGGCUCCUGGGCGCAGCCGUAGGGUUUCCUCUAACACCGCCGACCAGAAAGACCCUGCAGGGUGCGUGCAUUACUACAUAGUGCCUUUGGCAACAGGUGUAAGUAGUUGCACAAGGUAAAUGUGAUUUUUUUUUUUUAAACUUCUGCUAUUUUCCUCUCUCUCUGGGCAUACAAACUCUUUCAAGCUUCUGUUUUUAAAAUGAACGUUUGAGUCAACUUGCUCUUAUUAGGAGACAGUAUUUUACACAAUGAGCUACAGGAACCCGUGAGUGCUGAUGCGAAAAACCCUUAAAAAAUAAAGUUAAAAAAAAGGCCAGGAGCGGAUACUUUACAGUUUUAAAUAUAGAGUUUAAAUAGCAUAUCACCAUAAUGGGCUAUUAAACUGUUGAGGUGGAUUUGGGAUAUCACUGGAGUAUCAACCCCAGCCUGGAAACUGGCAAUAAAAGUUAAAAAAGAAAAGUUGAAAGCACAAAUUACUCUUUCCUUUAAAAUGUGGGAGAGCUGUCUCCCUCCUACCUCUUUCCCUGCCCUGUUGAAGGGCUGGGGAGAAGAAAAUAAUCAAAUGCAUCUGGCAGAGCCUAUAUCUGGCUUUUAUGGGCUGUUUUCCUGAAGGUGUGAUGGGUUUUAUUUGGAUGGCAAUGCUACCAUUUGGAGAUACUUGGGUUUUAUUUCCAGUCUGGUACUCUGGAGAUGGGACAAAACUGCUGGGGGGGGUUGGGACAGAAAUGCCGCUGAUGGAGAGGGAACUGCUGCCAGGUGAUGUGCCAGGAGUGGAGGGUUGAGCAGGAAUAACUUCCCAGUGGUGCUGAGAGUUUGCAGCCCAGAGGGGGGAUGCUGGUCUUUGGAGGUAUGCUAGUCCUUGGCCCUGCAGCUUGAUGACAGCAACCUGUGUGAUGAAGGAAGGGGAAGGCAAGGUUGGGAUGGAACUAGGUACUCACAGGAGCCAGUGGUUGAGGGGUGCUGGUGGAGAAAGGGGUGGUCGGGGGCUUUUCUAUGGAUUUUCUGUGGGCUUGAGGUGGUGAAGCAGGUGGGGCUCGUGCUAGGGAAAAUAUUUGGUGGCAUUGAGAAAAGGAGAUUUCUGGAGAGUUGGUGGAGAAGUUAUUGCUUCUUCUGAAAUGCCUGGGGAGGGGUGAAAGCAUGUGGCCUCUCUGGUGGCUUUGGGCCUGGAGAAUGGAGCGGGACUGGUGCUGGAGGGGGCCCAGUGGGGAAGGCUGGCAUGAUGGGGGCUGUUCAUGGUGCCCAUCCUGCCCAGAGCAGAGGUGUCUGCUGGGAUCACUGCUUGGGCAAUUAUUUUUUCUUCUUUUCUAAAAAAAUAAAAAGAUAUAAUCUCUGCUUCCCAAGGUUGUAUUUGCCCAUGUUGAGGUCCUUUCCCAACACUGUUAGAGCAUCUUCCCACUGGGAUGAGGCAGAAAAUAAGGACAAUUCCUGAAUAAAAACCACACCGCAUCCUUUGGGAACGUCACUGCUGUGUAAUUAGAUGUGUUUUAAUAACCUGCUUGCAGAAGGAGAAAGUUUGUUGGAAGGUUUGAGAUGCUCAGCACCAAGACCAUCUUCUGUUGGUUGCAGCUCCCAGGCUGCCUCAGGGGAAGAGUAUUUUAUAAACUAAUUGGAGAAUAAUUUAUCCUCAGUUAUUUAUGCUUUUAUACUUUUUUGUACUUUAUUUUAUAGUCACUCUCAGUUAUAUGUAUUUAUAUAAAAUCAUUUCAGCCCCUUGAGGGAGCUGCAAAACUCAUACAGAUCUCGUGCAUAUCACAGGGAAAUAGCAAUUACUCAGCAAAGGUUUUCUUUUAUUUUAGUGCUCUCUGUUUGUGGGUGUAAAGAAGUGGCCACGAGUGCUCUAACGUACAAGUUGUUCAUGUAAUUUAUUUGUCAUGGAGCCAACAAGCUUUUUCCGUAACUAGUAAUAGUGAUUACUAAGGAUUUCUGAUUUUGCAAGUGAGUGUGUUGGAAAAUUAGGAAAAUAAUACCAAAGUAACUGUCAGAAGUGAAGAGCUGGGAUGAUGAGGGACUGCAAUUAAAUCAUCUUCUGCCUGCAAUGUCCCGUCUUUGCAAAUAGCAAAUAGCCUCAUUAAAAAAUUCUUAUUUCAAGUACUUUUGGAUUUAUGUUAAAUGUAAUCGCUUAAUAAAAUGAACUCUAGGAGGCACCGCCUGGCAAAUAGUAUCAUCUCUGGGAUGUGACCCCAGUCCCAGCAAGGAGCCCUGGUGGGAUGCAGACUCCUUUUCCACCCUCAAGUGAUGCACACGAGUGUGUAUGUGUGCCUGUGCGUGUUCAUGUGCAUAUUCAUGUGCAUGUUCUUGCUCCUCUGGGCAGGCAGGGGUCCGGGUGCCCUGGCAGUGGUCCAGCAUCAUCCCCAAAGCUGCAGUGUCCUCAGUCCUCAACUCCUUCUGCCCAAGGGCUGCACCUCGCAGUGUCCCACAGCGAUGACCACCCUGGACCCCCUCCCGCAGUUUGUCCACUUGGGACAUUUCCUUCUCCUCUCCAAGAAGUCCUGAUUUGGCACAGGAACAAGCUGGCAUUUCACAACAUGCUGGGAAUUGCAUUUUGCCCAAAAUAAUUUGGCAUUUAUAGACCAUUGGUGCAGAUGGCCUUGUGUGCAGAGUUAUUUCGGGGCGGCAGCAGUGCUGGAUGCUGAGUCGGGGAUCCCCCCUUGGGAUUCAGCACUGGGCUCUCGAGGUGCGGCCGAGCCCUUGUGCAUGGAGAUAAAUGAUUAAAUACAGCAUUUGCACUGCUGGGGGUGCUGCCAUUUGGAGUCAUGUGGCUGAUAGUUUCUUGGAGAAAGCCUGAAAUCUGUUGCAAGCAAUGAAAUGCUUUUAAAAUGGAAAAAAAAAUAAAAUCUAACUUUAAUUGUCAGAUUUAUUCUGGAGAAAAGACUAAAUCAAGACGGAAUUGGCAAACAAGGAGUUUCUUGUUUAUUCCCAUUUUGUAUUUAUUUUAGUCCCCCCAAGCUGUCCCUUGAAAUUGAAUUUGCUCAGCAUUGACGUAGUUGCUGCCAGGAGGUUGCUUCGAGUCACCUGUGGAGGGCUUGGACUUCACUGGAGUGUGCUGUAUGGGGAGGGAAAUUUCGCAUCUCAGCCACAGGUGAAAUAUUUCCUUCCAAAAAGCCUGGCUGGGUCUGUUCUCCCUGGUUGUUUGGACCAGGGGAGAAGACACGAUUGAUAGGAGCCUGCUUAUUUUUGACGGCAAAAGACCCAGUUAGAGCAUGCCAGGGAGUGGGUAGUGGGAUGUCAAGUACUUUCUCACAUUUUACAGAUGGUUUAUGUAACCUUCUUGUCUAUAUUAUUAUAUUUUUUCCCAUACAGUUACAUAAUUCUAAUUUAAGAAAGCUUUAGGAAAUUACAUUCCCCGCUGUGAUGUGUCUGUAUAUAAUGGCCUCUGAGCUUGUUAGGACGAAGUGCUUGGCCCUUCUGCCAGCCAUCUCCCAAGGUGUGGAAUAGCUAUUUAUACAUUUAUUGUUACCAUAUUUCCUUAAUUAUUUUUUUUUAGCUAUCAUUGAAAGCUGUGUCAGCCCCUCAAGAGCAGGAGGCGUGCAGGCUGGUGCCUCUCCCUGUGAUGCAGAGCAGAGGCUUUGCUGCUGGCUCCUGCAUUCCUCUUUUUUCCAAUAUUUUUCAGAUCUAUUGUCUGUGGCAGAGUCCUCCUGUGAUUUUUGUGGUGGGAGCAGCUGACAUCUAUGCGGUGGCCAGGGAUGGCUUUGGGGGCCAGGAGCUGUAGAACAUCGGGUAUAAAAGAUCCUCAACUGCAUCCUGUCCCUAGCACCUUCUUCCCUUGGGAGAGCAAGAACCCAUAAAUGCUUAUGGCUUUUUGCUUUCCCCAGUACACAUUCAUUUUUUAAAAUAAGGGAGAGAGAAAAGAAAAUACUGCCCUUUUUUUUUUUUUUUUUUUUUCCAUUUCACGUGGAAGCAGAAGGCGUUUUGUCUCUGGGUCCCCACACUGGAGGAGAUGGACCACAGGCUGCCGAUACAAUGCUCGCAAGAGAGUUCAAAGGAAUUUUAUCCCUGUGAUUCUUUUUAUUUUGAAGCAAUCUGGAAAAACCACCAAGCAAGCAUUUCCUUGCUGUUGCCUUGCUAGAUAACCAGCAAAAGAGCCAGAUUAUUUUUAAUGGGUUUAUAUUGUAAACUGGGCAGAUAAAACCACCCCUCUCUGAAGUCUUUUGUGUGUUGUUGGCCUGGGUGUGUUUGCCUCACUCUAGGGGAUGCAGAGAGACUGAACCCAACUUGCUUUCGCCUGAAAUAUUUUUUCUGGCAGGGAUUAGUGACCUAUCCUGCUCACUUGUUCCUCUCGCUGCAGCUGAAAUUGAGGGCAGCCUCUUAUUUCACAUAUUUUAAAAAAAGAUAGUUAUGACUUGGAUCUUAAAUAAAACCAUUUCGGAAGCUUAAAAAUAUUAGCUAUAUUAGCAGAAUGAUUAAGCAAGUGUGAUGGGAACAUACAUUGUUGUAUUUAAGUUAGUUGCAUGCAGUAGUUUUCUCACUUUGUUACUCUUCAUUGUUUAAAAACCUUCCCUUGCUGCUGCUCUUCUGUUAAUAGACUGAUACCUUCUGUUUCCUGGGAGGUGAUUGGUGACUGCAUCCCCCUUUGAGAUGUCCCUGUGGAAUGGGUGGCACUGUUUUGCCUGGGAGAAGCUCGGGAGAUACUGGAGUCUCCAUGGGAAGGUGUUAAACCCGGAGCAGGGACUGGCCAUAGAUAAAGGAGACCAGGGAGUUUGCUUCAGUCCCUAGUGAGUCAGAGCUCACCCUGGGCAUGAUGGAAGUUUGUUAGGGUGCUGGGCAAUUAAAGCAGCUCUGUUUGCAUUUUGGUUUUUUGUUUGAAGAAAAGUUGCCAUGCCUGGCCUGCUGGGAUGUUGGCCGCUUGCACAAUGUGCAUGCUAGGAAGUAAAUUGAUCCACGUGAGUAAUAGUUUCAAUUGUAUGGCUUCCCUGUCUAUUUUAAAGGAGAGAGGAGAAAGUCAAGUGGCCAGGAUUAAAAAAAGAAAAAAAAGUUAAUUUUUAAUUCAAGCUGUGAUAUGUGAGUGUGAGAAAUGGCACUCGAUGUCUGGGUGCAUCCUUAUGUGUUGGGAUGGAGCUGAGGAUUAUGUGGAGCUGCCUUGUUGGUCUUAAGAAGGUCAUAUUUUCUUAGUAAUCCCAAUCUGAAUUUAUUAUCACCGUCUUCUGGGUCUGUGCUCAGCAGGCUGGCAUUGCAGGUGUCUUAAAACACUCUCGUCUGGGUAAAAUCGCUGCUCCAAUCUUCCCUCUCCUGCUGCACAGGGGCAGUUUGCUCAGCAAGAAGAUAUUUUACCAGAAAAAGUAGUUCUUGUGAUCAAAGGGAAAGUGGAACCCCAGUGGGACAGUGGAGAGAGCCAGCUGCUAUGCUAAUUGGGUUGUGCUUCAUUAUCCGUUGGCAGGUGUGCUGAGGAUGGAGGUGCAGCCCCAUGCUGCUGCGCAGCUUGAGGGGCUGGGAUUUGGGGUGAUGCUCACUAGCAUUCAUGGCCCCACAUCUUCCCGCUGUGCAUUUAGCUUUGUUGUUUCUUUAGCCUGACCUUUGCAUUUUAAAGAAACUCCCUCCCGUGUUGCAAUCUGAAGGCUGUUGUGGUGCCGGGGAAGUGAAAGCACUUUGUGCUAAGUGAGUCUUAAAAAACUAAAUGCCAGAGCAGCCAACUCUUAUUUUUCCAUCCUGCUAAUUUUCAUCCUAGUAAAAAAAAUUGGACUGAAUAUAGCCUUGGUUUAUUUUUUUAAAAGCAGAUGGUAAGAUGCUAAACACUGUUUGCGGAAACAGCAAGUCAAAACAUCUUCCUGUGGCUGCAAUGAGCAGAAGAGCUGCCAUGGGAAGUUUUGGCCAUAGUCUCAUCACCCCUCUCUGACCAGGGUGGAGCAUCAUCUGUGGCUUGAAACUGCUGUCUCAGUUCUCCCCUCUUCUUAAAUCCCGAAAUCCUCUUUUAGAAUACAGCACAUGUGAUUUCUUUCUCUUCUACCCCCACCUCUUCUUACCAGGUGUUUUCCCACUGUAUCUCUGGGUGAACACCUCCCCAGACUCUCCCUGGACCUUCAGUCUUUCUCCAGCAAUUGCGUGGUGGCAAGGUAAGACCGCUCAAAACACUCCACAGCCUUGCUCUUCCUCCUCCGUUUCCCCUUCUGUGAGCCUCUGAGAGGGAUCUGCAACAUGAAUUUUCCAUUUGGAGCUGGCAAAUUCCUGGUAUGCUGAUUUCUAGGAAACAUGGCUUGGGAUCAGGAUCGUGUGGUUGGUGAAACUCUAACAUGUGUGAUACCUGCCUGUCCUCAGCCUGGGGUCAGACAUCUACAUCCCAUUCUCCGCUCUGAAUUUUCACCUGUUUCUCUGGACUGGAAGAUAGCAACACCUGUGUGGAGAGGGAAUUGUAAAAUUAAGUGGCUUGUUUUUAUGGUCCAGUGCCUAUGCAAGGAGACCAUGACUACUGAUGAGGUCACCAAGAGUGAAGGGGAGGUGCAGGCAGUGGCCCUCACUGAGCGCGGGGAGGACAUCACACCGGCUCAAGACCGAGGGGUUCUGAAGAUCAUUAAGCGACCUGGGAGUGAAGAUGCGUCUCCCAUGAUUGGGGACAAGGUUUAUGUUCACUACAAAGGCAAACUGGCCAAUGGUAAAAAAUUUGACUCCAGCCGCGAUCGGAACGAGCCCUUUGUCUUCAGCCUGGGCAAGGGUCAGGUAAUCAAGGCAUGGGACAUUGGGGUAGCUACCAUGAAGAAAGGAGAGAUCUGCUACUUGCUCUGCAAACCUGAUUAUGCAUACGGCUCUGCUGGCAGUGCCCCCAAAAUCCCCUCCAAUGCCACCCUCUUUUUUGAGGUUGAGCUGCUUGACUUCAAAGGCGAAGACUUGUUUGAGGAUGGAGGAAUAAUCCGAAGGAUCAAGAGAAAGGGGGAAGGUUACUCCAACCCUAAUGAAGGUGCUACUGUGGAGAUUCAUCUGGAGGGAUUCUGUGGCGGCAGCAGGUUUGACUGCAAAGACGUGAAGUUCAUUGUGGGCGAAGGAGAGGACCACGACAUCCCCAUCGGCAUCGACAAGGCCCUAGAGAAGAUGCAGAGGGGAGAGCACUGCAUCCUCUACCUCAGCCCACGGUAUGGCUUUGGAGAGGCGGGGAAGCCAAAAUAUGGCAUCCAGGCGAAUGCUGAGCUGGUGUACGAGGUUACACUGAAAAGCUUUGAGAAGGCCAAGGAGUCGUGGGAGAUGGACACCAAAGAGAAGCUGGAGCAGGCUGCCGUCGUCAAGGAGAAAGGCACGAUGUACUUCAAGGAAGGCAAGUACCUGCAGGCAGUGAUUCAGUAUGGGAAGAUUGUGUCCUGGCUGGAAAUGGAGUAUGGCUUGUCCGAAAAAGAGUCGAAAGCCUCUGACUCCUUCCUCUUGGCUGCUUUUCUCAACUUGGCCAUGUGCUACCUGAAGCUGCGAGAGUAUGCCAAAGCUGUCGAGUGCUGUGAUAAGGCACUGGGACUGGAUCAGGACAAUGAGAAGGGCUUGUACCGGAGGGGUGAAGCCAGGUUAUUGAUGAAUGAGUUCGAGCUGGCAAAGUGUGACUUUCAAAAAGUGCUGGAAGUGAAUCCACAGAACAAAGCAGCAAAAUCUCAGAUCUCUGUGUGCCAGAAGAAAACGAAGGAGCACAAUGACCGAGACCGGAGGAUCUACGCAAACAUGUUCACAAAGUUUGCAGAGAGGGAUGCAAAGGAAGCAGCUAGCAAAAGCAGGGUGGGAAGAGCAGCAGAGAAGGCAGCUUGUGAAAAAGGACUGAAAACUCCUGGUGCUGAAGAUGAAGAGGCUGAAGGACAUGUAUGAUGGAGGAGGAGGGGAUGGGAGAGCCUCCUGCCCUCGGGCCGCACAGAAAAAGGUUUCUGCCAAACCUCGGAACUUGCCAGUGUUUUCUUGUAAAGCUUGUUACAGUUUGUGUGAUUGUGGAAGCAAAAAGCGCCUCGCAAAGAAAAACAAACCCCGUCCUACCGCCUGGAUGCGCUCGUGGACAGACCAGGAGUGGCGGGAUGCCAAGGGACCACCGCACGUGGAACAAAUAGCUUUUAAAGAGCA